GAUACUCUUCUGCUCCCCCGCAUUACUAUGCGGAUGCUCGGUGGAGCUGCGGAGCUCCGAGUGUCUUGACUCGAUCCCCAACUACUCGGCUAUAUAAAUCCAAACUUAUUGCGAAAACAACUAUCCUAAACCAAUCUCGAACUUCACUCGCAGUAAUGGCUCUCCCUUCCCACUGCGACGUCCUCGUCAUUGGUGGCGGAAAUGCCGGCUUCUGCGCCGCCAUAUCAGCAGUUCAAUCUGGUGCUCAGAAGGUGAUCAUCAUUGAUAAAUGUCCUGAAAACUGGGCAGGGGGAAAUUCUUACUUUACUGCAGGAGCAUUCCGGACUAUUCAUGGUGGUCUAGAGGACCUCCUUCCCAUUGUGAAUAAUGUCGAUACAGCCACAGCGCAGAAGAUUGAUAUGAGUCCGUACACCGCGGCUGACUUCACGAAUGACAUGGAGCGAGUGACAGGAAAGAGGACGGACCGUGAGCUAAGCCGAGUACUCGUACACGAUUCGAACGCAACCGUCAAGUGGCUUGCGGAGAAUGGUGUCCGGUUCCAGCUUUCUUUCAACCGACAAGCGUAUGAGGUGAACGGUCGGAUCAAGUUCUGGGGGGGUCUGGCCUUGAAAACCCAGGAUGGAGGCAAAGGGCUUAUUCAAGACCACCUCCGGACGGCCCAGGAGCUGGGUAUUGAAGUUUUCUUCUCAACGGCUGCAGAGAAGCUUGCCACGGAUCCAGUGACUCGUGCUAUAACGUCGGUGACGGUUGUGCACCAUGGCCAAGUGAAGGUGAUCAAGACAAACGCCGUGGUACUUGCUGCCGGUGGCUUCGAAGCCAAUCCACGGAUGAGAGCACAGUUUCUAGGGCCUCAUUGGGACACCGCCUUAGUUCGCGGUACCCCGUAUAAUUCAGGCGACUGUCUCGAGAUGGCAAUUCGCGAUGUAUCAGCCAAACAAGUUGGCAACUGGUCCGGGUGUCACUGCGUGGCAUGGGACGCAAACGCACCCCCCAAUACAGGAGACCGCGAGAUCUCCAAUGAGUUUACCAAGUCUGGCUACCCAUUAGGGAUCAUGAUCAAUCGUCAAGGCUCUCGAUUUGUGGACGAAGGCUCGGAUUUACGCAACUACACCUAUGCCAUGGUCGGACGGCAGAUCCUGCAUCAACCGGGUCAUGUUGCGUUCCAAAUCUGGGACUCGCGAACAAUCUCCUGGCUGCGCAAGGAAGAGUAUCGACCAGAAGUGGUGCAGCAUAUCACAGCGUCGUCGAUAUCAGAGCUGGCAGAGAAAUGUGCUGCGGAACAUGGUCUGGAAGACAAGGACCGGUUCGAGCGGACGAUCGAUGAGUUCAACAACUCUGUUUAUGAAAGCCAGCGACUGAACCCUGGCCAGCAAUGGGACCCGGCUGUAAAGGACGGUCUCUCAACUCAAUCAAAGACAUGUACGCUCAGCAUCCCCAAGUCCAAUUGGGCGUUGCCUAUCGACCAGCCUCCGUUCCUGGCUGUAAAGGUCAGUGCGGGCGUCACCUUUACAUUUGGUGGUCUGGCGGUGAAUCCAGAGACAGCUGCUGUGGUUUCGUCUAUGACGAACUGUGAAAUCCCCGGGUUGUACUGCGCUGGGGAGAUGGUUGGGGGACUCUUCUAUGACAAUUAUCCCGGGGGCAGUGGGUUGACGUCGGGGGCGGUUUUUGGACGCAGGGCAGGGAAAUCUGCUGCGAGAACUUCUGCGAUAGCCGUACGAUAAUAUCGUCCUCUGCACUGACUGGGAUUUGGUCGAUCGAUGUCAGAUGCUGCCAGUGGUGGUCCUUGGUGCUACCCAGUGCUAUCGUCUAUACUACGUUGAUAUCUGAUUUGGUGUGCUAUACAGAUGAAUUAGACAUUAGUUGAAUUUAACUUGGGCUUGAUCUUUCACGACAUUUGCUAUUCUUAUUAUUGUCGGGGUUUUCUGUCUUUCUUUUGUUUUUCUUUUCCUUUAUCUUCUGUUUUUGGUGUGUUUUCCUUUUCAUUCUGGGACAGAUGUAUGAGUCCCAGAUAGAUAAAGAUAUAUAUAUUCGAGGCAUAUCCCGCUGAGCCAUGUUCACACCUGUUGAAAAACUUGACGGGCAUUCUUCUUCGAAUUUAUUACAUCUACGGUGAACGGGAGUCUAUAAACUUCAUGGUCAG
Molecule: messenger RNA, 2140 nt
Organism: Aspergillus caelatus
Lineage: Eukaryota; Fungi; Ascomycota; Eurotiomycetes; Eurotiales; Aspergillaceae
Exons: 1
Coding region: 156-1721 (521 amino acids)
Source: RefSeq, a predicted model, not a curated record